AUUCUAUAUCCUAACUCUUGCACAAUACUAUAGGUGACCAAAGGAAUCAUUUGUCAUUAUGAAGCACAUUCACGCCGUCGGAUCACCAUACCAGGUUGGUAAGCAGCAUGGAGAAGGUGCCAAAGAGGAAGUGCAUGGGAGCAUUGCCUUUUAUUCGGCAUUUUUCAAGUCGCGCACCAAGCUGGAGUGGCCACAAGUCCAGGAAGUAGCACGCAAUUUCUUACCAUUGCUCGAGGGCUCAUACCCCGACUAUGUUGACGAGAUGCAAGGCGUUGCCGAUGGUUCAGGCCUAGAUCUUGAGUCAAUCAUUGCACUCAAUGUGCGCACAGAGAUUGCUUAUGGCUUGCUCAGCGAUGGCUGUACUGUCCUGGCCUGGAAGACGACUGACUCAAGUUUCCUCUCCCAGAACUGGGAUUGGAACUUUGACCAGACUCCAAACAUCAUUCGUCUCUCGAUCCAACAAGAUAACAAACCCAAGAUUGACAUGAUGACCGAGGGUGGAAUCAUUGGGAAAAUUGGCCUGAACUCGGCCGGCGUCGGAGUCACCCUCAAUGCAAUUCAAGCCCCGGGCGUCUCUUACAACAAACUGCCUUGUCAUCUGGCCUUGAGGACGGUGUUGAACAGUACCUCUAGAGCGGAUGCUGAAGAGACAUUGCGAAAGAUCGGUGUCGCAUCCGCUUGUCACAUCACCAUCGCAGACGCGCGAACGGGUGCCAAUGGGUUUGAAUGUACCGCUGAGGACAUUGUGGAAAUUCCCCAAACCGAGGCUGGAAUUCAUACGCACUCCAACCAUUUGAUCAAAUCGCACAAGGUGAAGGGAACCAUGUUCUUGAGCGACUCGGACUUUCGAUUAUCACGCAUUCAAGAUUUGGCCCGAACGAUCAACAAGCCAUCAGUGCAAAAUAUCAGCGAACUUCUCAAGGACGAAACCAAUUAUCCUGCAGCAAUCAAUCGUGCUGUGGGAGAAAAGAGCACAAGUCAAACACUCUUUUCUAUUGUCAUGGAUCUGGUCGCCCAAACUGCCACAGUUAAAAUGGGACGUCCGACCGAGGAUGGGGAAAGUUUUCAAUUGAAUCCUGGGCGGGGCUAGGAUAUCAGUAGCAUAUAUGCCAUGAGACAGCCAUGGUUUCCAUCCGUGUCCCAACAAGUUGUUCCUUCUCCCUGUCAUCUAGCUUAUGUACAAGAUGUAAUGUGUGGCCAUUGUGGGGUGGUUUGGCCAGUCGCUAGGUUCGGUCCAUCUUCUGUUGUUUAAUGCUUUUUCGCCUUGUCUUCC
Molecule: messenger RNA, 1273 nt
Organism: Exophiala mesophila
Lineage: Eukaryota; Fungi; Ascomycota; Eurotiomycetes; Chaetothyriales; Herpotrichiellaceae
Exons: 2
Coding region: 59-1090 (343 amino acids)
Source: RefSeq, a predicted model, not a curated record